CGUAACCGCAAAGUCGGCACAAGUCAAUAUUUUAAGUAACACCAAAGUAGAGUUUGUUAACAACACUGCCACUAAUGGUGGAGCAAUGGCUCUACUUGGUUUCUCGGUCCUGGAGCUCCACCCUGGGUCUCACGUGCUGUUUGAAUCAAAUCAUGCCAGUGAACUAGGUGGAGCUGUGUAUGCCACUUCACCUCAUCAAACUGAGUUCAUAUUCUCCCACAAGUGCUUUAUCUCAUUCAGAGGCGAAAAUUUCAACGACCCUGACAAGUGGAACACGACACUCACAUUUGUCAAUAAUUCUGCAAGGUACGGCUAUGUGAUCUUCACCGACUCAGUCCUUCCGUGUGUGAAACAGAUCGGAGCAAUUUAUACCAACAUAUCAACAGCGUUCCAAUGGAAUUCUUUCCAAAUUACUCCAAGUAUUGGAGAAUACACAAUAGCCACCAGUCCAGCUGCCAUUAACUUUACUCUCCCACAGGAAAUAUCCCCAGGAGAAAUGAUCAGUGUC
Geodia barretti is the source of this 508-nucleotide messenger RNA. The record is from the annotation of a GenBank genome assembly. NCBI's taxonomy places the organism in Eukaryota, Metazoa, Porifera, Demospongiae, Tetractinellida, Geodiidae.